Messenger RNA from Agelaius phoeniceus (red-winged blackbird), 1497 nucleotides. RefSeq names its product keratin, type I cytoskeletal 19-like. Gene Ontology annotation, molecular function: structural molecule activity. NCBI's taxonomy places the organism in Eukaryota, Metazoa, Chordata, Aves, Passeriformes, Icteridae. Gene Ontology annotation, cellular component: cytoskeleton. Gene Ontology annotation, biological process: epithelial cell differentiation; intermediate filament organization. The record is from RefSeq and is a predicted model, not a curated record.
AUGAGCUGUAGUAUUAAGCAGACAACUGGCUCUCUCAGGGGCAGGACCAGCGGUGGCAGCUGUGUGAUCGGUGGUGGCGGUGGUGGCGCAGCGCGCAUCUCCUCGGUCUCCUCUGGAAGAUACACCACCUGCGGGAUAGGCGGUGGCCGAGGCUUUUCUGGGAGAAGCUACUGCGGUGGUGUGAAUUAUGGAGGAGGACUGAGCACCGGCAGCUUGGUCGGUGGAAACUAUGGCGGUGGCUUAGGAGCCGCUGUCCUCGGAGGAUGCCCAGGCAUGGGGUUCAGUGGUGGCAGUGCUCGCUUUGGCGGUGGCAUGGGAGGUGGCAUGGGGAUGGGUCUUGGUGGAGGUGGUUUUGCUGGUGAUGGCAUUCUUCUUUCUGGUGACGAGAAGGUCACCAUGCAAAAUCUGAAUGAUCGCCUGGCUUCUUACCUGGACAAGGUGAGGUGCCUGGAACAAGAGAAUGCUGACCUGGAGUGCAGGAUCAGGGAGUGGUAUGCCAAGCAGGGCCCUUUUUGUGAGCCACGAGACUACAGCUGCUAUUAUAAAGAAAUAGAAGAUCUUCAGAACCAGAUUGUCUGUGCAACCAUAGACAACAACAAGAUCAUUCUGAACAUCGAUAACAGCAGGAUGACAGCCGAUGACUUCCGAGUGAAGUACGAGACGGAGCUGGCGCUGCGCCAGAGCGUGGAGGCCGACAUCAACGGGCUGCGCCAGGUGCUGGACCAGCUGACGCUGUGCAGGUCUGACCUGGAGGCACAGCUGGAGUCGCUGCGGGAGGAGCUCUGCUGCCUGAAGAAGAACCAUGAGGAGGAAAUGUGCUGUCUGAGGAAGCAAUCAACUGGAGAUGUGAGCGUGGAGGUGAAUGCCUGCCCUGGCCCAGACCUGAGGAAGAUCCUGGAGGAGAUGAGGUGCCAGUAUGAGACGCUGAUUGAACGCAACCGCAAAGAAGUUGAGGAUUGGUACGAGUGCAAGAUUGAGGAGGUGAAUCGGGAGGUUAUUACGAGUGGUCAGGAGGUGGAGACGUGCAACAACCAAGUGACUGAACUGAGACGCCAAUUGCAAGCCCUGGAAAUUGAUCUCCAAGCUCAGCUCAGCCAGAGGGACAAUCUGGAGUCCUCGCUGGCGGAGACAGAGUGUCGCUACAACAACCACCUUGCUGAGCUGCAGAGCCAGAUCACCUGCGUGGAGCAGCAGCUGGCUGACCUGCGGGCAGAGAUGGAGUGCCAGAACCAAGAGUACAAGAUCCUGCUGGACGUCAAGUGCCGCCUGGAGCAGGAGAUCCACACGUACCGCUGCCUGCUGGAGGGUGGCCAGCAGGACCUUAUUCAGCAAGGAGGAAUUGGUCAGUCUUCAAGUCUAGGAGGAGGAGUGGCAAGAAGCAGUGGGAUAGGAGGAGGAGGCAUCAUUAGGACAAGCCACACUUACACUUCGUCUGCCCAGAUCCCAUCCUGUGCAGCUGCGGAGAUCCAAGUGCCUUGCCGAAGGAUUUGUGAUUAA